AUGCGCACAGAUCGUGUGUCUGAAGCAACCCGCUACGAUGUCUUCCUGGAGAACCGGGACUCUGAGGCACCAGAGAAGGCAGCAAAACUCGACAUGACGAGUGAUAUCGAGCUGAUAGAGACUGUUGUAAGUGUGGUGCUAUUGGUUAUAGAGACCUGGUCCUACGAUACGAGCUCUGAACGCCGGGUUGCCUGUCUCGCAUUGGUCAAGUCAAAGACUCAUAGCGGCGCAUCCGGCGUCGGCUACGCCGUCGCCCAACUCUGUUUGAAACACUCAAUGCGCGUCUCCAUCGUCGAUUUCAACCAGUCCUCCCUCGAAAUCGCACGCAAGAACCUCUCCGGCGACGUAAAAUGUAUCCAAGCGGACGUCUCCUCCCGCUCCGACUGGGCGUCUAUCCGCCAACAAGUCGGUACUGACGUUGACUUCCUUAUGCUAAACGCCGGCAUCGGCGGAAAAGGAACGUGGGGUGAUGAAGAUUACUUUGACAAGAUCUUGGCUACGAAUCUAGGGGGCGUGGUAAAUGGCUUGAAUGCGUAUGUUCCGAGUUUCAAGGAGAGAGCGGGGAAAGACGGGAAGGGGGAAAGUGCGAUUGUGAUUACGGGAAGUAAACAGGGUAUCACGAAUCCACCUGGUAAUCCAGCGUAUAAUGCUAGUAAAGCGGCUGUGAAGACGCUGGCUGAGCAUUUGAGCUAUGAUUUGAAGGACGCAGGUGUUGGGGUGCAUUUGUUGGUUCCGGGGUGGACGUUUACUGGGCUUUCUGGGAACGAGCCGGGCUCUACCAAGGCCAAACCGGAAGGUGCGUGGUCAGCCGACCAGGUCGCUGACUACAUGUACACCAAGAUGCAAGCCAAGAAAUUCUACAUCAUCUGUCCCGACGACCAGGUCACGGAGGAGACGGACAAGAAGCGCAUGUUGUGGAGUGUUGGGGAUAUCGUGAAUGAGCGGCCACCCUUGACUCGAUGGAGGGAGGAGUAUAAGGAGGAGGCUGAGAAAUGGAUGGCGGAGCAGAAAGUGUAG
This is a messenger RNA of Alternaria conjuncta, 1017 nucleotides long. RefSeq lists its product as uncharacterized. Gene Ontology annotation, molecular function: oxidoreductase activity, acting on NAD(P)H, oxygen as acceptor. Gene Ontology annotation, cellular component: intracellular anatomical structure. The transcript is spliced from 3 exons. The coding region runs from base 1 to 1017 and encodes 338 amino acids. The record is from RefSeq and is a predicted model, not a curated record. Lineage: Eukaryota; Fungi; Ascomycota; Dothideomycetes; Pleosporales; Pleosporaceae.